AUGGAGGAGGAGUUUUGGAGACAGAGGAGCAGGCAGCUAUGGCUUACCUUGGGAGACGCUAACACGGGGUACUUCCAUGCUAUAACCAAAGGCAGAAAGACAAGAAACCGACUCUCAGUGAUGGAGAACGAAGCUGGAACCCCAAGCUUCGAAGAAGAUCAAAUCUCAGCUGUUAUUUGCGACUUCUAUGAGAAGCUCUUCGACUCGCCGGGCUAUGUAGUUUCCUCUGCAGUAAAUGAGGCGUUAAAACCGUGUAUCUCCACAGAGCAAAACGAGCUAUUAAUCAAGGAACCAACACCAGAAGAGAUAAAGCGAGCUACCUUUGCGAUACAUGCGGAUAAAGCCCCCGGACCAGACGGCUUCUCGGCCAGUUUCUUCCACUCAAACUGGCAAGUCGUGGGACCAGCAGUAGUAGCAGAAGUCCAACAGUUCUUCCUCACGGGUGAGCUCUCUACAACGAUCAACAAUACCCAUGUUAGAUUAAUACCGAAGAACGCAGAAGCAAAGAAAGUUGCAGACUUUCGACCUAUAGCCCUAUGCAAUGUGCUUUAUAAGAUUAUUUCUAAAGUGCUGGCUCUAAGGUUGAAAUCAGUCUUGGGGCUAAUCAUUUCUGAGAACCAAUCUGCGUUUGUAGCUGGGAGAGCUAUAACAGACAAUAUCCUCAUAACCCACGAGGUUCUACAAUAUCUCAAAACGUCUACAGCAGAGAAAAAUUGCACUAUGGCAGUUAAAACUGACAUGUCGAAGGCUUAUGACCGACUAGAAUGGGGUUUCAUAGCUCAAGUACUACAAAGGCUGGGGAUUCAUGCUAAAUGUGUUCAGUGGAUCAUCCAAUGUGUCUCCACAGUUACCUACUCUUAUCUAGUUAAUGAAACGGUGCAAGGCUCGGUUAUACCUAGAAGAGGGAUCAGACAGGGGGACCCCCUGUCUCCGUAUCUAUUUAUCCUAUGCAGCGAAGUUCUAUCAGGCCUAUGCUCCAAUGCAGCAAGAGAUGGUACCUUAAAAGGCAUAAGAGUCGCUAGAGGAAGCCCACGGGUUAACCAUCUGCUCUUUGCAGAUGAUACCAUGUUCUUUUGCUAUGCCACGCCAACAAGCUGCGAGACUCUGAGGACGAUCCUUAAGACCUACGAGACAGCGUCGGGACAACAAAUAAACAACGCGAAGUCAUCAAUCACAUUCUCAUGCAAAACAUCAAAGGAGAUUAAACAAGAAGCGCAGAAAAUCUUGAACAUCACAAGAGAAGGAGGUUCUGGGAAGUACCUUGGGCUCCCUGAGCAUUUUGGCAGAAGAAAACGAGACUUGUUCACCUCGGUGGUUGAUAGGAUACGUCAAAAAGCAGUCAGCUGGUCCACGAGGUUCCUCUCCAAGGCAGGCAAACUAACCAUGCUGCAGUCAGUUCUAACUGCCAUCCCAUCUCAUACCAUGUCCUGCUUCGAAAUCCCCGUAAGCCUGUGUAAGAGAAUUCAGUCAGUUCUCACUAGAUUUUGGUGGGAUGACACUGAAGGAACUAGGAAAAUGUCGUGGGUGGCAUGGGACACGAUAACUAAACCGAAAUCGGAGGGGGGACUAGGCGUUCGAGACAUCCAGAUUUUUAAUCAAGCACUAUUAGCUAAACAAGCGUGGCGCAUCCUUACUAAGCCAGACUGUCUCCUAGCUAGAGUUUUGAGAGGGAAGUACUGCCAUAGUAAAUCCUUUCUAGAGGUUUCCCUACCGGCUAGCUGCUCACACGGAUGGAGAAGUAUACUACAUGGCAGGGAUCUUCUAAUUACGCACCUAGGCAAGUCUAUUGGCAAUGGACUAGAAACUAAAGUCUGGAAAGAUUCAUGGAUUUCUCUCGAUGAGCAAAUCAAAAUGCAUGGACCUCUACAGGAAGAAGUUAUUGAUCUUAGGGUGGCAGACCUACUCACAACAGACCUCCAAUGGAACAAGACAAGAGUCCAGGAAAUCUUACCUUCGGUAGCACCUCAGAUACUGUGCCUGAAACCAAGCCAAACAGGAGCCUCCGAUGCUUUCAUCUGGCAGAAAACCUCCUCGGGUACCUAUACAACAAAGUCAGGGUAUUACUCAGCAAGGAUGGAUCAUGUUCAGCAGGAAGCUAUGAUAAACUCAGACUUCGACUGGAAGAAGGAUGUAUGGAAAAACACCUGCUCACCUAAGCUGAAGGUUUUUCUCUGGUCGAUUCUAAAAGGAGCUCUACCUCUAGGUGACAACCUACAAAGAAGGGGAAUCAACACAGAGGUUAAAUGCCCACGUUGUCAGGGAGAGGAGACAACAAUACAUACAUUCUUCCUAUGUCCAUUUGCAGUGGAAGUGUGGAAGCUGAUACCUCUUAGAGAUGUAGUUCACAUAGCUACGGAUGAAGCGAUCCCGGAAGUGCUGACGAAAUUCAGAAACAGCAUCUGUCUACCUCCUUCUGGAAUCACCAACAACAUCCUCCCCUGGGUAGUCUGGUCGAUUUGGCUAUCACGGAACGCCCUAAUCUUCGAAGCUCUAACCUCUCCCCCUGAAGAGAUUGCGACAAGAGCAAUAAGAUUAGGCCGCGAGUGGACGUAUGCACAAGGGAUCAAAGCAACUCCUACUAACGUGAUUCAAAGGGGGACGAACAGCAAAUCUCACCCGGUGGAGACAGAGGGAGAAACUCUCUGUCGGUCAGAUGCAGCGUGGAACAAACAAACAAAGCAGGCGGGAUUUGGAUGGAUCUUCACAGGACACGGCUUCACAACGGCAGUAGAGGGAUCGAACUCGCAGGAUUAUGUAGACUCUCCUCUGGUAGCGGAAGCGAUGGCGAUGCGACUCGCCCUCAUCAAGGCAGCGACCCUAGAGAUCAAAACUCUCAGGAUGUCCUCCGACAAUAGAACGCUCAUUCGAGCAAUCCACGGUGACAUGCAGGCUAAGGAAAUCAGAGGAAUCGUCCACGACAUCCUUGAAAUCUCCUCUGUUUUCGUCUCAAUUUCCUUUUCUUUUGUUUCUCGCGAUUUCAACAAAGAAGCUGAUGCCUCAGCUAAGCUUUCGUUACGUCGUCGUUCUGUAUCAACCCUUAAUGGGUAA
This is a messenger RNA of Raphanus sativus (radish), 3048 nucleotides long. RefSeq lists its product as uncharacterized. Gene Ontology annotation, molecular function: RNA-DNA hybrid ribonuclease activity; nucleic acid binding. The coding region runs from base 1 to 3048 and encodes 1015 amino acids. The record is from RefSeq and is a predicted model, not a curated record. Lineage: Eukaryota; Viridiplantae; Streptophyta; Magnoliopsida; Brassicales; Brassicaceae. The transcript has a single exon.